AUGAAACCGGAAUUAAUGCCCACGGACGAAUUUUCUGAAAUGGAAUGUUGUAAACUACAGGACGUUACAAUAAUAACAUUUAAGAAGACUAAUUGGUCUCCAAGAGAAAGAAGAUUUAUUAGUUUCGAUUUAAUUGAAGAUUCAACUUCUAUUGAUCUUGAAUUAGGGAAAAAGCAUUCUCAAGCCAAAGGAUUUUAUUUUUUUAGUGUUUAUGAUGGACAUGGAGUAAAUGGAAUGAAAGAAAAUAAGCAUAUUUCAAAAAUAUGUUCUGAAAAUUUACCAAAAAAUAUUGCCAAAAGUCUUCCAAGGUUCUGGUCUUACAAAGAGAAUAAUGUCAAAAAAGCAAUUAAAAAGGGUUUUAAAAAUACUGAACAACUUAUGAGAUCAGGAUUUUCAAAAGUAUCUAGAGAUGCUGGAUGUACUGCAUUAGUAGCAGUUAUGACGCCUUUGAAAGAUAUAUAUGUUGCUUAUAUUGGAGAUUCACCGGCUUAUAUAUCACCAAAUAACGGAGGUUCUAUCCAAAUUACGAAGGAACAUGAUUUACAUAAUAAAAAUGAAGUUUUACGCCUAAGAGCCCAAAAAAGCAAUGGUACAAAAUUUUCAAUAUAUCGAUUAGCACCUGACAGGAGAGAAAAAUUUUGGGCAUUGGAUAACACAUUUAGCCGUGGGAUGCAAUAUACACGUUCUUUUGGAGAUUUUUAUAUUAAAGAUAAAGCUAAGAAUACUGAACCAGAUUUUGCAGAGAAAGUUUAUAAUGCGAAAGAUCUUAAUUUACUUGUUCUUUGCUCUGAUGGUAUAACGAAUCGUCUUAGAGUAUAUAAGAGAAUGCCAACUGAAGUUUUAUUAAGCUACAUGAAGCAGAAUAAAUUUUCAUCUGAUUUGAUAGAAUCAGCCUGCAAAGACUUGGUCAAAUUAUGCGAUUUAAUUUCGCAAUCUGGUUAUUGUACUGAUGAUAUGUCAAUUAUUAUAAUAGCAUUUUUAAAUGGCAGAUCUCUUCAGAAAUGGUAUGAAGAUGCAACAAAAGAUGCAGAAUAUCCAAGAGAUUGGCUAAAUCCUACAUUUAAAGAUGAUGAUGAUAUAUCUGAAAUUUCUGCUCAAGAUUUGGGUGAAGUUGAAUCACCUGUAAAAGAUAAUGGAUUUGAUAUCUAUGAUACUUCAAAUCAAUAUUCUGCUGAAGAAGCUGAAGAAUUUGCUGACAUGACGGUUCCAGAUUUUUAA
Molecule: messenger RNA, 1218 nt
Organism: Dentiscutata heterogama
Lineage: Eukaryota; Fungi; Glomeromycota; Glomeromycetes; Diversisporales; Gigasporaceae
Source: the annotation of a GenBank genome assembly